GGGAGGAGGAGCGGCGGCAGCGACAGCACGAGGCGAGUGAGGAGAGACGAUGCUGUAGCGUCCGCACCGGCUCCCGGCAGGGAAAUGGUCCAGGAGUGCCGGCUGUGAGCUUCCCCUCUCGUCAAGCCUGAGACUGCGGUUGUCAUUGAUCAACUGAAGAAGCAGGACCCGAAAUUACAGACAUUAGCAAUGAUGUGUGAAGUGAUGCCCACGAUUAAUGAGGACACCCCAAUGAGCCAAAGGGGGUCCCAAAGCAGUGGCUCAGACUCAGACUCCCAUUUUGAGCAGCUGAUGGUGAAUAUGCUAGAUGAAAGGGACCGUCUUCUAGACACCCUUCGGGAGACCCAAGAAAGCCUCUCACUUGCCCAGCAAAGACUGCAGGAUGUCAUCUAUGACAGAGAUUCGCUCCAGAGACAGCUCAAUUCAGCCCUGCCACAGGAUAUCGAAUCCCUAACAGGAGGGCUGACUGGUUCUAAGGGGGCUGAUCCACCGGAAUUUGCUGCACUGACAAAAGAACUCAAUGCUUGUAGGGAACAACUUCUAGAAAAGGAAGAAGAAAUUUCUGAACUGAAAGCUGAAAGAAACAACACAAGACUGUUACUGGAGCACUUGGAAUGCCUGGUGUCACGACACGAAAGGUCGCUAAGAAUGACGGUGGUAAAACGGCAAGCCCAGUCCCCCUCGGGAGUGUCCAGUGAAGUCGAGGUUCUCAAGGCACUGAAAUCUUUGUUUGAGCACCACAAGGCCUUGGAUGAAAAGGUAAGGGAGCGACUGAGGGUUUCUUUAGAAAGAGUCUCUGCACUGGAAGAAGAACUAGCUGCUGCUAAUCAGGAGAUUGUUGCCUUGCGUGAACAAAAUGUUCAUAUACAAAGAAAAAUGGCAUCAAGUGAGGGGUCCACAGAAUCAGAACACCUUGAAGGGAUGGAACCUGGUCAGAAAGUCCAUGAAAAGCGUUUGUCCAACGGUUCUAUAGACUCAACUGAUGAAACUAGCCAAAUAGUCGAACUACAAGAAUUGCUUGAAAAGCAAAACUAUGAAAUGGCUCAAAUGAAGGAACGUUUAGCAGCACUCUCUUCCCGAGUGGGAGAGGUGGAACAGGAAGCAGAGACAGCAAGAAAGGAUCUCAUUAAAACAGAAGAAAUGAACACUAAAUAUCAAAGGGACAUUAGGGAGGCCAUGGCACAGAAGGAAGAUAUGGAAGAAAGAAUCACAACCCUUGAGAAACGUUACCUCAGUGCUCAGAGAGAAUCUACCUCCAUACAUGACAUGAAUGAUAAAUUAGAAAAUGAGUUAGCAAAUAAAGAGGCCAUCCUACGGCAGAUGGAAGAGAAGAACAGGCAGUUACAAGAGCGUCUUGAGCUGGCUGAGCAAAAGUUGCAGCAGACUAUGAGGAAAGCUGAGACCUUACCUGAAGUAGAGGCUGAACUGGCUCAGAGAAUUGCAGCUCUGACAAAGGCUGAAGAGAGACAUGGAAACAUUGAAGAACGCAUGAGACAUCUAGAAGGUCAACUUGAAGAGAAAAAUCAAGAACUUCAAAGAGCUAGGCAAAGAGAGAAAAUGAAUGAGGAGCACAACAAAAGAUUAUCUGAUACGGUGGACAGACUUCUGACUGAAUCUAAUGAACGCUUACAACUACAUUUAAAGGAAAGAAUGGCUGCCCUAGAGGAGAAGAAUGUUUUAAUUCAAGAAUCAGAAACUUUCAGAAAGAAUCUGGAAGAAUCUUUACAUGACAAGGAAAGAUUAGCAGAAGAAAUUGAAAAGCUGAGAUCUGAACUUGACCAAUUGAAAAUGAGAACUGGCUCUUUAAUUGAACCCACAAUAUCAAGAACUCAUCUAGACACCUCAGCUGAGUUGCGGUAUUCUGUUGGAUCCCUAGUGGACAGCCAGACUGAUUACAGAACAACUAAAGUAAUAAGAAGACCCAGGAGAGGCCGCAUGGGUGUACGACGAGAUGAGCCAAAGGUGAAAUCUCUUGGGGAUCAUGAGUGGAAUAGAACUCAGCAAAUUGGAGUGCUAAGCAGCCACCCUUUUGAAAGUGACACUGAAAUGUCUGAUAUUGAUGAUGAUGACCGAGAAACUAUUUUUAGCUCAAUGGAUCUUCUCUCGCCAAGUGGUCAUUCUGAUGCCCAGACUCUAGCCAUGAUGCUUCAAGAACAGUUGGAUGCCAUCAACAAAGAAAUCAGGCUAAUUCAGGAAGAAAAAGAAUCUACAGAGUUACGUGCUGAAGAAAUUGAGAAUAGGGUGGCUAGUGUGAGCCUGGAAGGCCUGAAUUUAGCAAGGGUCCACCCAGGUACCUCUAUCACUGCCUCGGUUACAGCUUCUUCGCUGGCCAGUUCAUCUCCCCCCAGUGGACACUCAACGCCAAAGCUCACCCCGCGAAGCCCUGCCAGGGAAAUGGAUCGGAUGGGAGUCAUGACACUGCCAAGUGAUCUAAGGAAACAUCGGAGAAAGAUUGCAGUGGUGGAAGAAGAUGGUCGGGAGGAUAAAGCAACUAUAAAAUGUGAAACUUCUCCUCCCCCUACCCCUAGAGCCAUCAGGAUGACUCACACCCUUCCCUCCUCCUACCACAAUGAUGCCCGAAGUAGUUUAUCUGCCUCCCUUGAGCCAGAAAGCCUUGGGCUUGGCAGUUCCAAUAGCAGCCAAGACUCUCUUCACAAAGCCCCCAAGAAGAAAGGAAUCAAGUCUUCAAUAGGACGUCUGUUUGGUAAAAAGGAAAAAGCCCGACUUGGGCAGCUCCGAGGCUUUAUGGAGACUGAAGCUGCUGCUCAGGAGUCCCUGGGGUUAGGCAAACUUGGAACUCAAGCUGAGAAGGAUAGAAGACUGAAGAAAAAGCAUGAACUUCUAGAAGAAGCUCGGAGGAAGGGAUUACCUUUUGCUCAGUGGGAUGGGCCCACUGUCGUUGCAUGGCUGGAGCUCUGGUUGGGAAUGCCCGCUUGGUAUGUAGCAGCCUGCCGAGCCAACGUGAAAAGUGGUGCCAUCAUGUCUGCUUUAUCAGACACUGAGAUCCAGAGAGAAAUUGGAAUCAGCAAUCCCCUGCAUCGCUUAAAGCUGCGAUUAGCAAUCCAGGAGAUGGUUUCCCUAACGAGUCCUUCAGCUCCUCCGACAUCCCGAACUCCUUCAGGCAACGUUUGGGUGACCCAUGAAGAAAUGGAAAAUCUUGCUGCUCCAGCGAAAACGAAAGAAUCUGAGGAAGGAAGCUGGGCCCAGUGUCCGGUUUUUCUACAGACUCUGGCAUAUGGAGAUAUGAACCACGAGUGGAUUGGAAACGAAUGGCUUCCCAGCCUGGGGUUACCUCAAUACAGAAGUUAUUUUAUGGAAUGCUUGGUAGAUGCAAGAAUGUUAGAUCACCUAACAAAAAAAGAUCUCCGUGUCCAUUUAAAAAUGGUGGAUAGUUUCCAUCGAACAAGUUUACAAUAUGGAAUUAUGUGUUUAAAGAGGUUAAAUUAUGACAGAAAAGAACUAGAAAGAAGACGAGAAGCAAGCCAACAUGAAAUAAAGGAUGUGUUGGUGUGGAGCAACGAUCGAGUGAUUCGCUGGAUACAAGCAAUUGGACUUCGAGAAUAUGCAAAUAAUAUUCUUGAGAGUGGUGUGCACGGCUCACUAAUAGCCUUGGAUGAGAACUUUGACUACAGCAGCUUAGCUUUGUUACUACAGAUUCCAACACAGAACACCCAGGCAAGGCAGAUUCUUGAAAGGGAAUACAAUAACCUCCUGGCUCUGGGAACUGAACGGCGGCUGGAUGAAAGUGAUGAUAAGAAUUUCAGGCGUGGGUCAACAUGGAGAAGACAGUUUCCUCCCCGUGAAGUACACGGAAUCAGCAUGAUGCCUGGGUCCUCAGAAACGUUACCAGCUGGAUUUAGGUUAACCACAACAUCUGGGCAGUCGAGGAAAAUGACAACGGAUGUUGCCUCAUCAAGACUGCAGAGGUUAGACAACUCCACUGUUCGCACAUACUCAUGUUGACAAGCCACUCAAAGGAGGCAGCACUGACUUGCUAUGUCGUCUUUUCAGCCUACUCUACCUAAAGUGCACUACCAUCUAUGAAGACAAACAGUAAAAACCUUUGUGAAGACUGAAUUCUAAGGAAACAACCACCAGUGGUUUAUUAUGCUGAAAAUGUGAUUUUGGGGGAGUCAGAUAUUAAGUUUGAUUAGUUUACUACAAUUGUAAGAAAAUGCUUAAGUCAUUUGAAUAAUAAGCAUCAUCCACGUCAUAAAUUCUGUACAACAGAUGCUUUUAUGAAAUGGAGCCACUUGUUUUUUCAUGUUUUAUUGUAAAAUACUAGGCAUUUAUGUAUUACUGUGUAUGUAUUUCUUUUUAAAUGUGUAAGUCUUAUGUAAAUGGAUAUAAAUAUGAUUUUUAAAAAAAUAAAAUAUAUGGUUCAUGGAGUCUCGAGUGCAAACAUUUGACAAUUCCAAGUACUGUUUGUAUUUUACCAUUCCACCAUUUUUACAGUUUCUGAAUUGUAACAGUCAAAUCGAUAUGUUUCUCCUUCAAGUCUGUCAAUACUUAAAGCUGAAAACCUGCCUCUGAUCAUGUAAAAAGGAAUGAUUUAACCUGGAACUGGAGCCAAAAAUAGUCCUUUAAAGGCAAUCAGGGAUGUCCUAUAUCUUUAGAAAUAGCACUGUGAUGGCUCGAUCUCCUUUUCAACACAAAACAAAGCUAAACUGUUUACAAGAGUCAAGAGCAAAUAUUAAAAAAAAUAAUUUAUAAGGAAUAAACAGCAUCUUCUCUUGUUAUCUGUGGACCAAGAAAAAAGAGAAAAAAAAAAAAACUUCUUUACUAAGAACCACAUGUUCAUCAGAUAUCUCGAACCGCCAGCCGGCACUGUUCAGUGAAUGUCAACCACUGCAGAGUCCGAGGCUCAUUUCCAUUGAAAAAAAACAAAAACCCAGAAACCUUUCCCUUUUGUCAAUGUAACAGGGCAUUAGCCAGACUCAUGUCUAAUGUUAUAAGCUUCUAGCCAAGAUGGCCUUGUUGCGACUUCCCUGAAGUCAGUCUUAUCAGAGGAAAUAAAUGAAAGACAGAAUGAUUAACAUAUAUAGUGUAUAAAAGUAUAGAAGAGUAAUCUCUUCCCUGUGGCUUUAUUUGGUGGUGUUACUGUUGUUUAUUCUUUGUUUAUACGGGAGAUUUCAAAGUAAAACCUAUUUAAUAAUACCAUUUAUCUAACUGCUGAUUUUCUGCUGCUUGAUCUUAUGAAGCGCAAGACCUGUCAUUAGUAAUUUCCUUUUUGUAUUUAAUUUGCUGUUUGCACGUACAUUACAUUUGUUUUGAUGUCUAUUUUUGUUUAACAGAUUCAGUCAAAAGGUAAUGGUAACAGAAACCCUCUC
Molecule: messenger RNA, 5330 nt
Organism: Prionailurus viverrinus (fishing cat)
Lineage: Eukaryota; Metazoa; Chordata; Mammalia; Carnivora; Felidae
Gene: PPFIA2
Product: PTPRF interacting protein alpha 2
Exons: 33
Coding region: 190-3963 (1257 amino acids)
Biological process (GO): synapse organization
Cellular component (GO): presynaptic active zone
Molecular function (GO): protein binding
Source: RefSeq, a predicted model, not a curated record